This is a messenger RNA of Spodoptera exigua (beet armyworm), 987 nucleotides long. Lineage: Eukaryota; Metazoa; Arthropoda; Insecta; Lepidoptera; Noctuidae. The record is from the annotation of a GenBank genome assembly.
GAUAACAACACUACGAUAAAUUUGUUGUCAAUUCACGGGUCAAGCGGAAUCUAAUAGGCCGGUUAGGAAAAUACUAGAAUAGAAAUAUUCCCAAUAAUUUUAUCAGUACAUUGUUCUUGCUUAGCAAUCAAUUAUAAACAAAAUGUCUUUCUUGGUAAAACAGCUGGCUCGCAGAGUCUUCACUCCAGCUGUAGCAUCGGUGAAAAAAGUGAACUUUUCUACAACUAGCGCAGUGUUUGUACCAAAAGUUCAGCAGCCCGCGCCUAAUUUUGAAGCAACUGCAGUGAUCAAUGGCGAAUUCAACAAAUUGAAGCUGGCAGAUUACCAUGGAAAAUAUGUUGUUCUCAUUUUCUACCCACUUGAUUUUACCUUUGUCUGCCCAACUGAACUGAUUGCAUUCAGUGACAGGGCAAAGGAGUUUGCCAGUAUUGAUUGCCAGAUUAUUGGAGUUUCCACUGACUCCGAGUUCAGCCAUCUUGCUUGGACUAACACUCCUAGAAAGGAUGGUGGUCUCGGCAAGAUAGAAAUCCCUCUUCUUGCUGAUUACUCCAAGAAGAUUUCACAAGACUACAACAUCCUGUUAGAUGCUGGUUUCGCUCUUAGAGGUCUGUUCGUGAUUGACAGAAACGGUAUUCUUAGACAUAUGUCGGUCAACGACCUGCCUGUCGGUAGAUCUGUAGAUGAGACCCUCAGGCUUGUGAAGGCCUUCCAGUUUGCUGACAAACAUGGAGAAGUCUGCCCAGCCAAUUGGAACCCAGACACAAACGCAGCCACGAUCAAGCCUAGUCCCAAAGCUAGCAAGGAAUACUUCGAAAAAGCCAACUAAUACUUCCACACAAAUAUGAACCUUACGGCAUUUAUAUAAGUGUACCUUUUGCAUACAAUUGAACAUAGUAUUAGUAUGUCUAGAAUGAAAACGGGUUGUUUAGAUGGAAAGGUGUGCAAUGCAAUUUGAGCUUUAUUGUAAGGGAAAAUGGUGUAGAGCAG